AUGUCGUUCAGUUAUAAUAAACGGUUCACAUCGUUCCAAAGGCCUAAGAAACUGAAUGGGAGGAAAUACAAAUGGCGCUAUACGGUCAUGCCAAUAGAUUAUCUGGCAAUGGUCGGUUUCCAAUUUGAUCCGGUAGAGAAUGAGGAUAAGAAACUCAUGCGGGAUGCAAUUGUGUGCGCACACUGUGGAAAACACACUUACAACUUACAAAAUUGCAGGUCGAAACAAAAGGAUAAGUUGGAGGCUGUUUGUAAUGUGCUCUCGUUGCACCUCAAUGGGCAAAAUGACAGUUGUCCGAUCAGCUACUUGCGUUUGAAAGUGUUGAAGGCUCAUAGGUUCAACCUGGGGGCGAGCGAUUGGAAGGGAGACCCAUUGUUUAGCGAUCCGCUUGCAUCUGAAACAAGGGCCAUCUUUCGAGAGACGUAUAAGAAAACUGCCUUAGUUGAUUGUAUCCGAAAGGUAAAUGCAGGGUUGCUACGAUAUGAUCCAUCGCUCAGUGGGUUUAAUGAAUUAAUGUACGACGAUAUUGACGUGUCAUUUUGCGUGUACUGCAAAAACGUCAUCGAACCGUCGUCAAAGAGAAGCCCGUUGGAGGAACAUUACAACGUUUCCAGGGGAGGGAAGUGCUACUAUUUCAAGUUGCUUGAAGAACAGUUCCCAAACUGGAAAGACGUUGCUGACAUAACGGCAUUACUCGAUCCCCUUCCAGCUCGAUCAGGUGCGAUCCCCGUCUCGCCUACAAAAGGUGAGUCGGAUAAGAAAAUAUUGGAUAAAGCGGGGAAUGAAAUAACUAUCAUCUCUCAAAAACUAAGCGAUUCGAGUCCUAUCAGACCGUAUUCAAGUGGUAAUACGCGCCCAGCAACAAUGGAUACCUCUUCGCAACUAAUCGCCUAUCCGAGAUUGGAAAGCAUGGCGGAUAGUAUUAACAUUGCCGCCGAAUCCGUUCCUUCCAUAGAACUUAAAUCCAUAGAAAAAGACUCAUCUCAAGACAACGCAAAGCAAGAAAUUGAUAAUGAUAAGCACGAGGUUCAUGAAACCUCUGAUACGAACCACAGUACAACAGGAACGCUGAGAAAACACUCAUCGAGCAGUACACCGGAACAUUUACAGACUCCAAGUCAUUUAGCUGGGACUGUUUCUUUGGAGAAAUCUUCCUCUUCUACAGACAACAAUCCAUCUGAUAAUGAUCCUGAUUACAACGUUUCGGUAGAAAGGGAAUCUUCUACUACCGAUAGCAACCAGAAAAUUAUAGUAAGCAAGAAACGGGAAAGACCGGCUCCAGUUCUUAACAGAGGGAAUCAAAGUAUAUCACAACCGCCCAGCGGAAACGAAGCUGAGACGCAUCACAGAAGUCGAUCCAAAAAGAGGAAAAAGCUAAAUAAUUUGUCACCACAACGGGUCUCAUCUGGGGCAUCCCAUGAUCAGUUGACUAGUGCAGAAAUGUCCGUUUCCCAGAAUGUAAAUAGAUCUGUGAUUUUGGAUUUCGGUGCUCAUGUCAACAAAAACAAAGGAAACACCAACUUGAACAGAAUUUUAGACGAUACAACUGACGAAUUCAGCUUCAACGCACACAUUCGGUCCACUUUCAAUGUACAAUCACAAACCUCUUCCCCGAAAAAAUCACAAGAGGCAGAGGAAAUUGAAUUAGAGAAUGAUCCUGGGAAUAAUGCAGGACUUUCAGUACUCGCAGAGGCUGUAUCUAGCCUACCUAAAGGUAUUACAGAUAACGCGCCGGAAACAGAAGAAACUAUCAAAACAGAUGAUGAGAAACAACGUUCGGUACAUAUUAUUCCUGAGAGCACAUCAGUCAAAGAGGAAAAUAAAAGUCUUGAAAUAGGCGAAUCGCACCUCAGGGAAACAAACAGUAAUGUAGACAAGUCAGAUACUGCAAAACAUGAUCCGAGUAACAGAACUCUGCGAGGAGUCAGCACUAAUAAAUCCAGGAGUUUUGUUUCUCCCAAGAAAGGUCCAGCGAAGGCAACAUAUCUUACAAGAGAAGAAUCAGAAACUCCUAUUAAAAGCUCAAAUAUCACGCAUUCCUUCACUCCAAAUAGAGAACUUGAACCUGCGAAUAAGAAGGAAACGGCUUUGCAAUCUGGGGCUGUUACCAAUCUUUAUCACAAACUUUCAUCGCCCCCAGCUGAAUUAUCGACACCUACUUUGACAGUUAAGAAAAUUGAACCAUUGUCACUCUUCCAAUCGACAGCAAACGUGCCAGAUAAACUGGCAGACAAUAGGCGUAAAUUGGCAGGUAUAAGGGGUGAACAAACACAUCUUGAAGAUGAUCCAAAAAACAAAAACAUAAUGGAACGACUUGCCCAAAUUCCCAUUGAUUCUGACUUGUCCGUCUCAAAUUCAGAUUCCUCAUCCAUAGAUAGUUUGAGUAAUUCCAGUACUCCAAUAGCUUCCCCAAUGCAUCGACCUUCACCUUCCAACGACCUUACAACCCUUGAAGACAGAAAUUUGAAUAGGGUUCCACCCUCACUGGCGCCAUCUUCUGUCACCAACAUAAACACUAAAUAUGAUCUUUCCUCCCCAGAUAUCGCUGGAAAACACCAUGAUACACCUAGUAUGAAAGUUGCACUUAAUAGCCGGUCUGCAGGUAACCAAAAGAAAGAGAAGUCACCUGCUUUUUCACAGAUAGGAAGGGAAAGUGAGAACGACUUUACUCAAGAAGAUGUGUUGGGGCGGCAAAAUGUACAAGAAGCCACCUCAUCGCAGAUGGAAAGUAUCAAAACAAAAGAAUUAGCUACAUUAAACUCUGAACUGAAUCUGGAAAAGUCUCAGUAUCGCUUUUUAAUGGAUUACAUUACGCACCACAAUGCUUCGCUAAAUAAUGAUAAAACGGGAAUUUUGAAUUUCUUCAUGGGUAAGUUGAAAUCAGAAGAAUUGGAGAUGACCGUAAAUGAAUGGAUAGAGUUUCACACCGAUCGGUUGAAACAGAUUUUUAGGGGUUUAACUGAGAAGAAGAUUGAUAUACUGAGGAAUAAGUUCAAUGAGAAAAAAGAGUACAUCAAUAGUUUAGAUCUUAAUGCGGACAGGGAUAGGGAAACAUUGAUGGGAAUCGCUCGAGCUCUUGGAGUUCUAAGCGAUACUGCAAACGAUCAGUAA
This is a messenger RNA of Huiozyma naganishii CBS 8797, 3111 nucleotides long. RefSeq names its product survivin (gene BIR1). The record is from RefSeq and is a predicted model, not a curated record. Bases 1 to 3111 code for a protein of 1036 amino acids. NCBI's taxonomy places the organism in Eukaryota, Fungi, Ascomycota, Saccharomycetes, Saccharomycetales, Saccharomycetaceae. The transcript has a single exon.